This is a messenger RNA of Sphaeramia orbicularis (orbiculate cardinalfish), 1526 nucleotides long. Its product is annotated as zinc finger protein OZF-like. Gene Ontology annotation, molecular function: DNA-binding transcription factor activity; RNA polymerase II cis-regulatory region sequence-specific DNA binding. The transcript is spliced from 2 exons. Bases 208 to 1389 code for a protein of 393 amino acids. The record is from RefSeq and is a predicted model, not a curated record. Gene Ontology annotation, biological process: regulation of transcription by RNA polymerase II. Lineage: Eukaryota; Metazoa; Chordata; Actinopteri; Kurtiformes; Apogonidae.
GUAAACAUCAGAGAGGAGGAGACGUCGGAGGUGUGGAUACGCAGGUUUCUGUGGUUUUACAGAGAAAAGUUGAAGGAAAAGCGGUUUAUGAUGGAGCUGAUGUUCACCAAACGGAUUUACAUCUGAGUUUAAAGAGUUUCCAGACGAAAUAAAGACUAAAAAUACAACACAAAUACGAGCCGCGGAUCAGAUGGACUUCACCGGAUCAUGUCUGGGAGAACCUGGAUCAGUCUGGAUCCGGACGUUAAAGAAGAGGAAGAGGUUCCUGAUGAGCAGCAGGACCUGAGCCCCAGUCUGGACCAGGACCACCCAGAACCAGAACCACCUCACAUUAAAGAGGAACAGGAGGAACCGUGGACCAGUCACGACCUGGACCAGGAUCUCACAGAGUCCACGUCCACUCCUGUCCCCGUAAAGACUGAAGACAAUGAAGACGAAGCUCAGUCUGAGAACCAAGAGGAACCAGGUGGAGAGGACUGUGGAGAACCAGGACCAGAACCAGAACCAGCCAGGAGCUUCCACCCACGUGGACAUUUACAGACACAGACUGAAGACUCUGAGGACACCGAGGACAGUGAAGACUGGACGGACAGAACAGAACCGGAGUCACAUGUGGACAGAACAGGAGACGGAGCAUUUGGUUCUUCUGUAGGACGUAGAACAUCGGCUCAGAGGAAAAACACAACCCAUGAAAUAAAAGACAUCGCUGUGAAAGAAAUAGGGGACAAUCUGAGACCACAUGACUGCUCUGAGUGUGGGAAGACGUUCAGUAAGAGGUCACAUCUGGAGACGCACAGGAGGAUCCACACAGGAGAGAAACCCUUCAGCUGUAACGUCUGUGACGCAUCAUUCGCUAAUAAGUCGAACUUAGACACUCACAGUCGGGUUCACACUGGAGAGAAACCCUUCCGAUGUCUGAUCUGCGAUAAACGCUUCAGUCGUAACGGAAACGUUCAGACGCACAUGGCGACUCACAGAGGAGAGAAACUGUUCCCAUGUUCAGUUUGUGGCACGAGAUUUGCUGAUAAAUCCAACUUAAACUGUCACAUGAGAGUUCACACCGGAGAGAAACCCUUUAGUUGUAAAGUAUGUGACGCGUCGUUUGCCCAGAAGUCGACGUUAGCCACUCACAUGAGAGGUCACACAGGAGAGAGACCGUUCGGCUGUUCGAUCUGCGAUGCCCGAUUCGGCGAUCGGUCGCAUUUACGAUGUCACAUGAGAGUUCACACGGGAGAGAAACCGUUCUGCUGUUCAUGUUGUAAGAAAUGUUUCAGACAUAAAAAUCAACUUCAGAAACAUAUGAACGUUCAUAAACGUGUUGGUGAAGCUGCGUUCAGUUCCUUCAAGCAGAGGUUUGGUCUGUGUGACGACAGGAGGAACACUGUGUGAUCCACCGGUGGAAAACCACUGGACCCUCUGACUGUUUAUUAGGGCUGUGUAUCAGCAAGAACCUGGCGAUACGAUACGAUACAAAUCACAAUACUAGGAUCACAAUACGAUAUAUUGCAAUAUAUCAUGAUAUCGGU